This is a messenger RNA of Dicentrarchus labrax (European seabass), 2634 nucleotides long. RefSeq names its product exonuclease 1 (gene exo1). Gene Ontology annotation, biological process: DNA recombination; mismatch repair. Gene Ontology annotation, molecular function: 5'-flap endonuclease activity; DNA binding; metal ion binding. The transcript has 14 exons. Gene Ontology annotation, cellular component: nucleus. The record is from RefSeq and is a predicted model, not a curated record. Lineage: Eukaryota; Metazoa; Chordata; Actinopteri; Moronidae. Bases 130 to 2502 code for a protein of 790 amino acids.
GCAGAAGCUCAUACUCAGUAACUCAUUUUGCCGCUAAAACUAAAUUCACUCCAGCCUUCUGUUCGGGCUGUGGAUAAAAGUAACUGGAAAGGAUUUGAGAAUCAGUGUGGCUCCAAUUGGCAGCUGAAAAUGGGAAUCUCUGGACUGCUGCAGUUCAUCAAAGAUGCAGCAGACCCCAUCAAUGUGAAGAAAUACAAAGGCCAGACCGUGGCUGUGGACACUUACUGCUGGCUGCAUAAAGGAGCAUUUUCAUGUGCUGAGAAGCUCGCUAAAGGAGAACCAACUGAUCAGUACGUGUGGUACUGCAUGAAAUUUGUGGACAUGCUGUUGAACUUCAGAGUCAAACCAAUUCUGGUGUUUGAUGGACGCAAUCUGCCAUCAAAACGAGAGGUGGAAAAGGCUCGCAGAGAGCGCAGAGAAACCAACCUUCUGAAAGGCAGACAGCUGUUACGUGAAGGCAAAGUUUCUGAGGCCAGAGACUGUUUUACCCGUUGUGUUAACAUCACCCCAGCCAUGGCUCAUAACCUUAUUAAGGCUGCAAGGGCGAAAGGGGUGGACUGUGUUGUGGCUCCAUAUGAAGCGGAUGCUCAGUUAGCUUACCUAACUAAAUAUGGUUUAGCCCAGGCUGUCAUCACAGAAGACUCUGACCUGCUGGCAUUUGGCUGCAAAAAGGUGAUCCUCAAAAUGGAUAAGCAUGGCAACAGCCUGGAGAUAGACCAGAGCAACCUGGGCCGCUGUCGCCCUCUAGGGAACUUUUUCACAGAGGAGAAAUUUCGCCACAUGUGCAUCCUCUCUGGCUGUGAUUAUCUGGCCUCCUUGCAUGGCAUCGGCCUGGGCAAGGCCUGCAAGCUGCUCCGGAUGGCCAAAGACCCUGAUAUCCUCAAGGUGAUCAGAAAGAUGGGCCAGUACCUGAAGAUGAAUCUAGUCGUCCCUGAAGAGUACAUCGAGGGAUUCGUCAGAGCCAAUAACACCUUCCUCUACCAGCUGGUGUUUGAUCCCAUCAGUAGGAAGGUUGUACCCCUCAACCCAUACCCAGAGCACAUGGACCCAGCCACCCUCAGCUAUGCUGGACUCAAUCUAGGAGAUGAAGAAGGCUUGCAGAUGGCCCUGGGAAACCUUGACAUCAACACCAUGCAGAGGAUAGACAACUUUAGCCCAGACAAACCCCUGCCACAGCCUUCUAAACCCCGCAGUCACAGCUGGAACGACUCACCCGCCCCCACUGGGCCCAGUAUCUGGAGCAGAGGCUUCAAACCAGCAUCUGCUGCCCCACCCCAGUCUGCUGCCUCCCCAGACAGGCCUCCCCCCACCAGGGGGAAGGAGAGAGUCAUCAGCCUGGACGGUCUUAGGUUGCCCUGCAGAGAGCUGCAGGUGAAGAGACCACGAGAAGACUCUAGUAUAUCAGACCAGGACGUGCUGCAGCAGUAUUCAUCCUCCAGUCAGAAGCGAGUCAGGUCAGACCAGCAGCCAGACAAGGCAACUUUAACCAGGCAGCCCUGUUCACGAAACCGCUUCGCCACUCUCCUGCAGAGGAGGAACCAGGAAGCUGAGGAGGAUGGCCAGGCCACAUGCAGCAGAUUCUUCAGCAGUUCCAGUUUAGCAUCCAGUCCGAUCACUAAGGAGUCUACUCAGGAGGAUUUACCUCAGCAUGUGGAUCCCAGAGCUGUGAGUCACACUCAGGACAAUUCUUCCAGCACCCAGACCAAUGACAGCGAUAGUCCCGAUGUUCCAUCUGUGGACACCCCGAGUCCGCCUCCAUCAACAAGCAAAACAUCUCCCAGUUCAGCCAGUCAUGGCCUCAGGCUUUUUUACUGGUCAGGCAGCUCCACCUCAACUGAACGAUCAAGACAGCCCAAGUCCACUUUAGGCCUGGCUGACCUGCAGCAGUUUCAGUAUAAGAAGGAGACUGCUUCCUCUUCUACAAAAACACACAGAUCCCCUGGAGACAGGUUACCCCCACGUCCAUCUUCUACUGACGAAAACCCAGAGGACAAGGAUGACCUCCCAGACUCCCCUCUGUCCCAGGAUAGCGCCUACUUCACCCAGUCCCAGCCUUACCUCACUUCCUGCCACAAAGAGGAAGCCCCCACCUACAGCUUCCCUUCCUCCUACCAGGGGGAUGCUGCGUCUGCAAUUAAUUUGAUUCCCUCACACUCGCCAGAAGCAGAUGAGAAAUCAGCUGUGCUGAGAUCAAAGGUUGCAGGUCUGUCGAAACCAAAGUCCAUCAGCCAGGGUCAAGCAGCAAAGGUGCGAACUUUGGGCCCAGCCAGGGCCAGCGGACUGAGGAAAAAGUCAGUGGGUUCUGCAAAGAAAACCUCCUCCCCCAAUAAUGAGAACAACCCAGGUGUCCAGGCCACCAUCAGCAGCCUCUGGAAGAACUUCAGCUUCAAAAAAGAUGCCCACAAGAUGACUCCCAGCAAGACCGGUGCGCCCCUGUCUCCAGUCAAAGACAACCUGUUGGCCAGCUUGUCUCAGACAGACACAAACUUAAUCACCGGAUAGAUACUUUGAAUGUUUCACAAAGUGCUAAGCACUGGGAGUGAAGCUUUUCAACAUACCAUGUAUGUUAAUGAUUACUCAUCAAUCUUUAUUUUUUAAUGUAGAGUUAUAAAUAAAGCGACGUCUUGUGAUCCA